Molecule: messenger RNA, 3962 nt
Organism: Poecilia latipinna (sailfin molly)
Lineage: Eukaryota; Metazoa; Chordata; Actinopteri; Cyprinodontiformes; Poeciliidae
Product: WD repeat-containing protein 20
Exons: 5
Coding region: 531-2558 (675 amino acids)
Molecular function (GO): protein binding
Source: RefSeq, a predicted model, not a curated record
UUUUCAUAUGUUCGCUUCACUAGAAAAUUUGAGACUUUUUGGCGGAAGUUUACUCUUUUUUUCUAUCAGCAGCCCUAAUGCGCCGUGGUUUUUGUUGUUUUCCAUGUGUUUUAAUUGGACCGCGGGUUUCCCAGCUGGUCCGGUUCGGUGCCACUGGGUGACCCAGCCCGGAUGUCUUGUCUCUAUCCGCCCUCCCUCGGACCACCGACGCAGUGCCAGGCCCGACCAGCAGCAGCAGACGCACCGCGCCUCACGCACUCCACGCACACUGGAAGCCAGCGGGAGGAUGCUGCUGCUCGCACCGGCUCAGAGAAGCUUCCUCCGCGGGGUUCGGCUGCAGGCGGCGGCGGCGCGGCUGUAGGAUGCACCGGACCGGACCGGGUGUGCUGGAGCGGGCCUGGCUGAGCUCGGCUGCUGCUCUCCUCCAUCACCAUCAGUCCUGAUUCGGUUAUUUUAUUUUUUACUCCCAUCGCAGUGUUUUUAUUUCCAGGUCAGAACCAGUGUUUCCUGUGCGGUCGUUUGCACUGAAAAUGGCCGGAGAUGGCGGCGCUCUGAAGGAUAUCAAUGAGAUUAAAUCCCAGUUCCGGACCAGAGAGGGCUUCUACAAGCUGCUCACCCUCUCCGACUCGCAGCAGCGGGGCGGCCUGCCGCGGGGCCCGACCGCUGGAGCCACGCUGGGGCCCGGCGCAGGACCCGGACCGAUCCCCGGCGCAGGGGUCGGGCUGCUGCAGGGGCCCGGGGCCGCCGCAGCCUCGUCCUCCUCCAAUGCGGCGGCCAACUCCUCCCCGGCGGGCUUCCUGCCGCCUGUCCGGGUCUCCAUGGUAAAGCUGCAGCCCGAAGACCCGAGCGAGGAGUCGGAGCGGGUGUGCUUCAACAUCGGCAGGGAGCUGUAUUUCUACACCUACACCAACAUCAAGAAGGCCGUGGACCUCAGUAAACCCAUAGACAAGAGGAUCUACAAGGGGACCCAGCCAACGUGUCACGACUUCAACCAGUACUCGGCCACGGCGGAGAGCGUGGCGCUCAUCGUGGGCUUCUCCGCCGGCCAGGUCCAGUACCUCGACCCCAUCAAGAAGGAAACCAGUAAGCUCUUCAACGAGGAGAGGCUGAUCGAUAAAUCCAAGGUGACGUGCCUAAAAUGGCUGCCCAAGUCGGAGAACCUGUUCCUGGCCUCCCACGCCAGCGGUCACCUCUACCUGUACAACGUGGAUCAUCCGUGUGGAACCACCGCUCCGCAGUACUCGCUGCUGCGGCAGGGCGAGGGCUUCGCUGUUUACGCCUGCAAGAGCAAGACGCCGCGCAACCCCCUGCUGCGGUGGGCCGUGGGCGAGGGCGGCCUGAACGAGUUCGCCUUCUCGCCGGACGGCGUCCACGUGGCGUGCGUGGGUCAGGACGGCUGCCUGCGCGUUUUCCACUUCGACUCGAUGGAGCUGCAGGGCGUGAUGAAGAGCUACUUCGGCGGGCUGCUCUGUGUUUCCUGGAGCCCCGACGGGAAGUACCUGGCCACCGGCGGCGAGGACGACCUGGUGACCGUCUGGUCGUUCGCCGAGAGCCGGGUGGUGGCGCGCGGCCACGGCCACAAGUCAUGGGUCAACGUGGUGGCGUUCGACCCCUUCACCACUUCGCUGGAGGACGACGAGCCGAUGGAGCUCAGCGGCAGCGAGGAAGACCUCCACCAGGGGGCGCAGAAUAACUCCACGCACUUCGGCCGGGUGCGGACGAGCAGCACGCUGUCGCGGCUCUCGCGGCACAGCUCGAAAGGCGGCGGCUCGCCGUCCGUCACGUACCGGUUCGGCUCGGUGGGUCAGGACACGCAGUUCUGUCUGUGGGACCUGACGGAUGACGUGCUGUACCCCCGCCUGCCCCUGUCCCGCGCCUUCACCAACACCUUCGGCCCUUCGCUGCCCAACUCUGGCAGCGGAGGGGUCAACAGCAGCUCUGGCGGCGGCGGGAUCGGAGGCGUGGAGGGGCACCAUCACCCGCCGGGCGCCAACACCGGCAGCGCCAACCCGCCGACGCUUCCCCUGCCGCUGCCCCGCUCCCUGUCCCGCUCCAACUCCCUGCCCCACCCGGCGGUGGCGAAUGCCUCCAAGGGUCCGGGCGCCUCCGAGGGCGGCGGCGGUGGCGGCGGAGGAGGGGGCAGCGGCGGCGGGGGCAACAGCGCCCCCUUCAGCAUCGGCCGCUUCGCCACGUUGUCCCUGCAGGAGCGCAAGUCGGACAAGUCCGGGAGCGGCGGCGUGGAGAAGGAGCACAAGCGCUACCACAGCCUGGGCAACAUCAGCAAGAGCAACGACAAGAUCAACGUCGCCCCCCGCAGCAACCGGCUGGACGGCGCCAAGGUGCUGGGUACCACGCUCUGCCCCCGCAUGCACGAAGUACCGCUGCUGGAGCCGCUGGUCUGCAAGAAGAUCGCACACGAGAGGCUGACCGUCCUGGUGUUCAUGGACGACUGCAUCAUCACGGCCUGCCAGGAGGGCCUGAUCUGCACCUGGGCGCGGCCGGGGAAGGCGAACCUGGCAGCACAGAACGGGAACUCUCCGAGUGGAACGGUGGUAUAGCUGGAGGAAAAACUCUGCACUCAUCCCUCCUCCUCUUCUGUUUGACGCCUCCUUCCUCUUCUUAAACCUCCUUUUGGGGCCAACGACCAGAACCAAACCCUCGGCGUCUCUGAUCGCUGAAACUCUGACCCUGACUCCUGGACUUUCUCUGAAAAAAAAAAUCUCAUAUUUAUUUCCGUUUUAUGCAAAACUUACAAGUCGGUAUUAGAGAAACGGGGUUAUGCAGAAUAGUUUUGAGCUGCUAGUGUCUUACCUGCAGCAGACGGGAGUCAGAGAGAUUUCAGGUGAAACUCUGAGAACAGGAACCAUCCAGGAAUUAUGACUGAAAUCCUUUAAAUGCUUAAAUUUAUGUUUUAAAUGUGCUUAAAAUUUAAUUUUUUACUUUAAGUUGGAUCUGUAGAAGUCUGCAACCUUUCAGACGUAAAGUUUUAUUUGAAGUUUUAUCCCUGGAGGAAGCCGUUUGUUAUUACCAAGUAUGCAGAGAACAUCUUCCAGAUGAGAUUUCUCCUGACUGUCCAAACACCUGACUGCUGCGUACUGCAGGUUGAGCUGGAUUUAAAUGCUGCAGCGUUCAGGACGAAUUCUCCGCCUUCUUUCCGCUCCUCUUCCUCAGCAAAGCCUCGGCUUCAUCAUGCAACAGAGCCACGGUCGUUUCCUUUAUUUAUUUUUGCCACAGGACUGCGUAGUAAUUUAUACUGUAAAUAUUAAAAGCUCUAUAAACGCAAACGGGAGAGAAUGACUCUGCAGCGACGGAGGAGAAAAAAAACAAGAUUAUUAAUAUAUGAAGAAGCUUCUAUUGUACAUAAAGUGACUGUCUGCUGUUUAGGGAGCCUGGAAAUGCCACUGUGUUUUUAUUUGGUGUUUUUGACGGAGCGGUCCGGGUUCAUCCUGCACACAGACACACACACACACACACACACACACACACGAGCCCGUCACGGUGUAGCAUCACUGUCACCUGAACUGCCUCUUGCAACAUUUUGCACAUCCAAUAAAUCCACAGUGCACAGCUGCGAGCGUUGGGGGGAAACGUUGCUUUGAAGAAGGAAAAAGAAACCUGGAAAUCUGAAUCACUUCUGUUUGAAUUUAAGAUGCAGUUUAGAAGCCUUAAGGAGCCGGCCAGAGACAUAAGCAAAAUAUGCUGCAGCUUAGCGGCUCCACAUUGAAAAAACACAAAAUAUUUCCAACUAUCUUUGGUGUAGUUUCUAGUGCAAAUAUCUUAAAUAAGACAAAACUUACAAGUAACUUUUCAGCAACAUAUAGUAGUCAGUUAUUAUUUGAAGUUGCAGAAUGUAACUUCUAUUUUAAAAAUGUUUUGAUUUUUAUAUUUUUGUUGGUGUUUUCUCCAUGUCAGUUUAGGAGACAUAAUUUGUGAAAAAAUAAAUAAAUAAAAAAUCAAGCUCC